Molecule: messenger RNA, 666 nt
Organism: Verticillium nonalfalfae
Lineage: Eukaryota; Fungi; Ascomycota; Sordariomycetes; Glomerellales; Plectosphaerellaceae
Exons: 3
Coding region: 1-666 (221 amino acids)
Source: RefSeq, a predicted model, not a curated record
AUGGGCCUGGAGAAUGUUUGCUUCCGCAACAGCGCCCCGCACCAGCCGAAGAUGUUUCCGGCACUGAAUAUCGCCGUGAGCUGCCCACUGCCUGAUGGAAUCUCUCUGCAAGAGGUCAAGAGCUGGAUUUACAGGCUCGGCGGUGGCUACCAUGAGCGGGUUCACGAAACGACACAAGUUUUAUGUUCUACGGACCACAGAAUUCGAGAUUUGCACAAGGAUGCCUUCCGCGCCAUGCAGCUGAAGGCGGCUAUCGUUCCUUUCGAAUGGCUUCAAAGAUCAUACGACCAAGGCAAGUUUCUGCCCAUCGCGUUCACGAGCAGCUUUCCUCUGCCCGAAGGAGGUAACAGCUACGACAGUGUGCGCAGCGCCAUUGUCAGGCUAGGUGGCACUCACAGGACUGGCGUACGGCCAGAUGUCUUGACGCACUUCUGCGUCACCGAAAAGGAACUCAAUCGGCACGACUCGCUCGUCCAGCACGUCCUCAUGCAUGAUCCACGACCCGACCGGGAGCCGCUCUGGAUAGUCAGCCAUCAAUGGUUGACCGAAUGCCUGGAGCAUCACGAACGGGUUGAAGAGAGCAAUUUCACGUUCCCGAGCUACAGUCACGGUGGGAGCAUCCAUGGCACCGGCGGCGAGGACAGCCAGAGCGAGGAGUCGACAUAG